Monosiga brevicollis MX1 is the source of this 1713-nucleotide messenger RNA. RefSeq lists its product as uncharacterized. The transcript has 2 exons. Gene Ontology annotation, cellular component: nucleus. The record is from RefSeq and is a predicted model, not a curated record. Lineage: Eukaryota; Choanoflagellata; Craspedida; Salpingoecidae. Gene Ontology annotation, molecular function: DNA binding. Bases 1 to 1713 code for a protein of 570 amino acids.
AUGGGCGUGGCCGCACCUGUGCCUCGCACUCCAUGCUUGAACGGCUGCGAUUUACUAACGACAGCGGCCAAUGCACCCGCGAGUGUCCGCCGCCUCGUUAACGCAUCCCGUCGCGCCAUUCUUAUCGCGGCCAAGGAACAUGCCAACAGGCUGGUCAGCGAGGGCUUCCCGGAAUAUGCAGAGUUCAGAGCUAGCCACAACUGGCUUCGCACGGUGAAGGAGAAGAUGGGGUUACAAAGCGUAUCCGUACACGACGAAGGAGGCAGCGUGGAUGAAACGGCCGCUGCCACUGCCAUGGAAGCCUUUCAUGCGGAACUUGGUGCUCACGGGGUUGACGACCCAGACUGCAUCAUCAAUUGCGAUGAGACAGUGCUGUGCUGGAAGCAGAUUCCGAGCUAUCGCUACACUAUGCCUGACAGCAUCUCCGCGUCGAGUGCCACGAAGCAUCUGAAGGAUCAAAAUCGUGCCACGCUGAUUUUGGCCACCACGCUCUCUGGUCUGAAGGUGCCCCUCACACUCAUCGGCAAGCCGCAGCACCCACCUUGUUUUGACUAUGACCCACCCAAUAAUGGUGACACGAGGACGUACUUCAGCCAGAAUCGCGCCUGGACCGACCGCGCGACGAUGUUGCGCUGGCUGAAGGAGGUGCUGAUCCCCUGGAAGAGAAGCAUCGUUGGGACCAAAAAGAUUGUUCUGAUCUGGGACAACGCUCAUUCGAUUGAUUCGGCAAUGUUAGACGGUGUUUGUGGGCCCGACGAACUCGCGAUCGUAUGCCUUCCCGCCAACUUGACCGCGCGUCAUCAACCACUAGACGCUGGCAUCAUUGCUGCAUUUAAGACGCGAUACAAAGGAGAGCUGCUUCGUCGCUACGCGGAGCUGGCGGCGAGUGCAGAGAGCUUCCAAAGUUGUCGCCAGCGGGAGGCCGAGCUACAACGAGAUUGUGGCAUGGAAAUGCAGCUCUCUGGCAUCAAAUUCGGUCGGAUGCCGUCAUUGUCUGAUGCCCUCGAUCUGAGUCUGGCCACAUGGGAAACGCUUUCCACAGACACCAUCAUUAAUUGCUGGUUAAAGGCAGCCUGUGUUCCCCUCGCCAUUUCGACGCAGGUGCUGCGGCGCACUGAACAGGGUCGCAACUAUCUGAUGGAGUUGCAGAGCGAUCCCGCUUCCAAACUGGCUGCAGAUUGUGGCUAUGACGACGCUCUGGAUGUCGCAAGUAUUGUCGACAGGAUGGCCCUUGUCAGCCUCUCCCUCUUGCGUUGCGAUGGGUCAGAGUUUAAUGACCUACAAUUGCCACCGACAGUCCAGGCAGAAGCGGACAGCGAGAGCGCGGCUCGAUAUCAAAUUGCACUCGAGGACACUGAAGAGGCGGCUGUUGCCAUGACCCAGCUCGCUCUUGCCGACAACGAAGUUGAUGCGGCUCGAGAAGCAGAGGCGGAAGUGAAGAUGGAAGCCACUAGAGUUAAAAGAGCCUCGGAGUUACUGACCUCGAUCGAGACAUUGACAGACCGCUUGGACAGCCAACUGCAACAACUUGCAAGGGUGGCACCCCAAAAGCUACCUGCUGGCUAUGAUGACUGGCACCGCUUCCAUCGAUCCGUGCAAAGUCCAAAAGACCCUUUCAAGGCCAGCAAACAUACAUCCAAGACCACUUUCGUCGUGCAAGCACACGGUAGAAGGAGCAACGUGUGUGUGUGUGUGUGUGUGUGUGUGAAUUGA